AUGCAGACUGCUUCUACAAAUAUUUGUGAAAGACUGUGCAAUAAGUCUAUCUGUGAAAUUUCCUUGCUACUAAAUAUUCUACAGUCAACUGUUAGUGGUAUUAUAACAAAGUGGAAACAACUGGGAACAACACGAUGUGGUGGGCCACAUAAAAUGACAGAGCGGGGUUAGCACAUGCUGAAGUGCACAGGAGUCACCGACUGUUUGCAGUGUCAAUAGCUAAAGACCUCCAAACUUCAUGUGACCUUCAGAUUAGCACAACAACAGUGCGUAGAGCUGCAUCCAAGCCUUACAUAUCCAAG
Molecule: messenger RNA, 302 nt
Organism: Staurois parvus
Lineage: Eukaryota; Metazoa; Chordata; Amphibia; Anura; Ranidae
Source: the annotation of a GenBank genome assembly